Mercenaria mercenaria is the source of this 4124-nucleotide messenger RNA. RefSeq lists its product as uncharacterized. The record is from RefSeq and is a predicted model, not a curated record. Lineage: Eukaryota; Metazoa; Mollusca; Bivalvia; Venerida; Veneridae. Gene Ontology annotation, molecular function: protein binding. The coding region runs from base 62 to 2785 and encodes 907 amino acids. Gene Ontology annotation, biological process: signal transduction. The transcript is spliced from 5 exons.
CGCUGGUAAUUCAAGAUGCCCGGAUGUUAAUAUACUCGGAAGCAGGUCAGAGCAUCCUAAGAUGGAAUAUUUGGAAGAAGGGUCAUUUAUACGCCCUGUAGCAGUCAGUACAGAAGAGAUAGGUGAUCGCGUAAGAGUAUCAAUUAUAGUACCUCAUUUCACCGUUCAAAAAUCCUUAUUUGGUGGUGUUAAACCCAAACCUGGAGAAUCAGAAGUAGAUGUGAAGUUUGAUACAUGGGGCUUUGAAAUGAAAGCAAAAGUUAAGAGAAAAGAUGGAAAGACAAUGAAUUAUCGUCAUAAAGUUAAUAGAUUACCAGGAAAAGUGUAUCCAGAGCGAUGUAAAGUAGAGUAUAAGAAAGAUUUGAUGAUCCUCACUUUGGUGAAACAGGAGAUCACGUCGUGGGCCGCUACCCUUAGUGAUUUUGGCCUGGAUGUUUCAGAUUCGGAACAAAGUGAUUUAGAUCUUGACAUCUUAACACAGAAGCAGUAUGAGAUUGCUAUCAAAGAGGGUAAAGAAGAAGAUAAGACAAUCAGAUUAAUGAUAAUAGGAUGUUAUGGACAAGGAAAAACUACGUUGGCAAGAAGAUUAUUAGCACAAGAUGUCGAAGGAAUAUGCAGUACAAACGGCAUAGAUAUCCACAAUGUUGCUUGUACGCAACAUGGAGCUGUAUGGGAAAGUCUGCAAGAUGAAAAUUUACAGUACGAAAGCUUAAAAAGACUUGCAAUGAUUAAUGUUUCGGAAAAUAUGCCAUCCUUAGGUUCUGAUAGUGAGAACGUAUCAGAAAUUAUUUAUUCGAGAAUUAGUCCCUCUGCAGAUAUUGAAACAGCAGGUUCAAUGAGUAAUGAUUCUUUACCUUCAUCCCGAAGUGAAAGUGAAUCAAAUCAUUUACCAUCCAAGACAAGUAUUGAUAUCAAACUCUUUCAGAAGUUAAAACAGGAGUUGCAUUUAACUGAAGAUGAAAAGACGCAAAAGGUAUCAUUAUGGGACUUUGGCGGACAGUUCGUUUUCUAUGCGACGCACCAACUAUUCCACACAAGAGAUGCAGUUUAUUUACUGGUGUUUGAUCUGCAUAAAGGGCUUGAUUCCCCAGUAAUCGAUGAGGACUACCCUGGCGGUACACAUCCUUUAGUGAAAUCUAUGAAGGAUUAUAUUGAGUUUUGGAUUACUUCCGUUCAUUCUUAUGUCGGGAGCAGAGAUGCUACACAUCCACAGGUCAUUUUGGUUGGAACACAUAAAGAUCAACUAAAAGAUGAAAAUGAGGCUGAUGAAUAUUUCGAAAGUAUCAGGGAAAUGUUCGAUGGUCGUAAAUUAGGAUAUCAUAUCUGCCCCGAGUGUUUUGCAAUUGCAGGAAAGGACCUGGCUGAUGAUCAAGUAGAUCGUCUUAGGGAGACAAUAAUAAAGAUAGGAAGACAAAAUAAGCAAGUGAUACCUGCUCGCUGGAUACCUCUGGAACUUGAAUUGAAACAAAGAAAAAACGAAAACAUCAUAACUUUUCAGGAGGUGAUAGAAAUAGACAAAAGAAUGGAUCAGCCGAUAGGUUCAGCUCAUCAGGUAAAAUCUUUUCUGAAGUUCCACCAUGCAAGAGGCACAAUUAUCUAUUUUGAUGAAGGCGAACUGUCGGAGUAUGUCGUUGUAAAUCCGAUCUUUAUCGUUGAUGCUUUUAAAUGCAUCAUUACAUCUGGUAAAUUUUGCAAAAGCGAUAGAAGCCUGAGACCGUUGUGGCAAAAGCUUACUGUACAUGCAAUUCUGGAGCCAGACCUCCUGCAGGCUGUUUGGGGACACGAUGCUGAAAAUCGAUUUGUCAAAUGCAGAGAUGUUCUUAUUGCCAUUUUAAAAAGACAUAAGAUCAUUGCCGAAGCACUGAAGUUAGAUGAAAAAUCUGAACAUGUUUCAACUCUGGGUUACUUCAUAGUACCGAGUUUCUUGAGAAAAUCAAGGCACAACGAGAUAGAAGCAUUCUUGGAAGGGCGAAACUGUACUUCAGUUUCACUUGUUUUUGAAUUUGACAAUGAAGCAGUGGUACAAACAGUAUUUCAAAGGAUUACGGGUGCAGCGGUAGGGACUUGGUCUGUGGUUGACUUUCAAGAAUGCAAUUUGCUGUUUGAAAAUGCAGGAGUGUACAGGCUAAAUCUGAGCUAUGCAGGGGCAAUUGUAUUUGUGAAAAAUACAAUAGAAUUGCUCGUUGUUCACAUGUGCCCAGGGGAAAAGAUUUCUGUCGAAGUUCCAGACUUCUUUCGUCGAUUUGUUGAAAACGUUAUCAAGAAUGAAUUCAGAAAGCUUAACAGCGCUGACGUCACUGAGGUCCAGUCGUUCAAGAUUGCUGUAAGAUGCCAACACAGUCUUCACAAAUGUAAAGGAAGUAAAGCAACUCAUGACCUUGAAAUGUUGAAAAGCCAGUCCUUGAAAAAGGUUUGCUGUCCAGACAAUUUGGCACACGAAAGCCUUCAUAUUGACCGUAUAUUGCAAGAAUGGUUUCUGUAUAAGAUUACUAACAAAGUAGUACCGCGACGUAGAUUAUCGCAGCAAGAAUUCGCUUUGUUGUCUUCCGCCAUAGGAUCUGAAUGGAAACUAUUUGGACUGCUACUAGAAGUUGAUGAAGUAGCUAUACAACAUAUAGAGAUGGACAAUCAGAGAACGGCUAUGAGAAUUUAUGAAAUGCUUCGGACUUGGGACCAGGAUAAAAAGGAUGAAGCUACAUUAGAUGUUUUGGUGAACGCAAUUGACAAACUACCACCGAACACAGUCAAGUUGGACGUGGUAAAAAAUUUGAUCGAUAACAUAUGAUGGUAGCAAGGUUCAUAUUGAUUAGACUUAUAUAGUUGUAACACUUUUAUGUAAAAUACAAGGUACAGGUGGAAUCCUAGGCAAAACAUCUAACAAAAAUAACUUAAACGAAACUAUGAACUACUGCAGAUCGGGAUCUACGUCGUAUCGGUCCUUCCUACUUGGUACAAGACAUCGCAGGUGAUAAUUGACUCAACAAUAUUAUGUCUGGCAACCGCCUCGGUAGCCUAGUGGUAGAGCGUCCGCUUCGAGAGCGGGAGGUCGUGGGUUCGAUCCCCGGCCGCGUCAUACCAAAGACGUAAAAAUUGGUACUAGCAGCUUCCUCGCUUUGCGCUCGGCAUUAAGAGGAUAGUGCUAGGACUGGUCAGCCCGGUGUCAGUAUAAUGUGACUGGGUGGGAUGUCAUGCCACGUGUCUACGGCGUGAUAUUCCAGUGAGGCAGCACUAAAAAGUUGGGCAUUGUGCUCACUGCUACAAGUAGACACCGUCGUUUAUAUGACUGAGAAACUAUUGAAAAAGACGUAAAACCUGAACACACACACACGCACGCACACGCACACACACACACACACACACACACACACAUUAGGUCUGGCAAUUUUGGUUCAUUCAUAAAUACGUUUUGUAAUGUACAGUGCUAAUCUGUACAACAUGCAUUGUAAACAUUUAUAAUGAUAACAGUAUGAUAGUGGGAGAAUGUAGGAACAUGCAGAAAUUAUGGCUACUGCGGUGGAAUUAUCAGAUGAUUUUAAUUGAUUUAAUCACCAAUGCGGCUGUUACAAAGACAAUUUCUGAUUCUUAUUUGAGUUCUGUAUUAAGUUACAUAAACAAAACCGUGUACAUCGGAAUCAUUCGUGUUUAAUUAUUAUUAGUUUUGUUUAGAAAUAUUAAGGCAGUGCACUGGCAGAUCUUGAGUCACAAACAUAGAAUAAAAACAUAAUUAUAUGAUUAUUAUGUCUUAUUUUACCUAUUAAUGACAAAAAUAUGUAUUGACCGGUCACAGGACUUUCAUUACUGAUAUCAGAUUUUUGUGCAUCAGAGGCGUUAUGGAGUAUAUAGAGAUAGAUUUACAAAGUCAGUGGUUCUAACAAGAAAGCUAACAAUGUUCGACAUUAAGCAGCCCGAUAUAUUUGAACUAUGUAAAGCGCCUAUGAACGUGAAAUUGAUCAUGAAAAGUGCGCUAUAUAAAUCUGGUAUAAUAAAAUAAUAAUAUAGCAUCAUGGGUCAAGGGAACAUUGUUAUACUGAAAUGGUUCACAUUUCUGUCAAAUUUCUGGGUUAGUUUUAAUUGUUCUGAAAAGUGUUUUUCUUAAGACUUUUCUGAUUCAGAAACUUUCAAAA